AUCAGCCAAUGUUACCUGAAUUCCGAAUUUGUUGGUACACUACGUAACUACUACUUGUUACAUUUUCCAUAGGGUUGAGUUGAAUUAAUUUAGGGAUUUAUGGAAGAUAUCGGCAUUGAAUGAUGGAUUUGUCUGUGAUUACCCUAUUGAUUGCUAUAAAAACACAUAGAUAUGACAUACUUGUGAAAGCAACUAAGUUAACAUCAGGAUAUGAUGAUGAAAGCCAAGCUUAUAGAUCCCCGACAUAUGCUAUGAACAUGGGUACAACCUUGAAAAAAUGUUGCGGUGUGGCUCUUUUACACGUUUUGAAAAAAAUCUGAGUCACUGCCAACAGUAGAUAAUGCAAACAUUGGUUCCAUUAGCUAGUGAUCUUAAACUAUUGAAGGAUUAUCUUAUGAAAGUAGCUGCAAAUCAGGUGUCAGUGC
Messenger RNA from Acanthoscelides obtectus, 425 nucleotides. NCBI's taxonomy places the organism in Eukaryota, Metazoa, Arthropoda, Insecta, Coleoptera, Chrysomelidae. The record is from the annotation of a GenBank genome assembly.